Messenger RNA from Dermacentor silvarum, 931 nucleotides. RefSeq lists its product as uncharacterized. NCBI's taxonomy places the organism in Eukaryota, Metazoa, Arthropoda, Arachnida, Ixodida, Ixodidae. Bases 226 to 528 code for a protein of 100 amino acids. The transcript is spliced from 6 exons. The record is from RefSeq and is a predicted model, not a curated record.
AUGGGUUCAGCGCAACAUGUUUCUUAUCGACUAAACUGGCGCUUAAGGAACUCAAGAUAAUUUUUACGAAAGGAAUGUGGUUUGCUGCUGCUUUCGUCAAAUACAACACAAGAGGGAACUUUGGAGCUGCGAUUGUUCAGCUUUCAUAGGAACGAUCCAAUUCAACUAGCGAAAUCAGCGAAAUUCGCCGCAGACCUGUUUGCGUCUUGCAGAGAGCAGCUCAAGAUGCUUGGAGUCGAUCCGACCAUCGUUAAGGAAAUAAAAAGAGUGUGCAUCGUCAUCCGCGUCUGCUACGCCUAUGUGGACGACCUCAAAAAAAGCGACGAAUUUUACACUGCGUUUCCGAACUGUAUCAAAAAGCUUCUUCAAGGCAUGGAGACGGCGUCUAAAAGUAUGGCCACAAACUACCAAGUGAAUAUCAGCACUAUUAUCGACCAAGUGCAGAAAUGCCAGCCGAAGAACAUGCCAAAAGACGAAGACUACUUUCUCGGAAUGCUGGCAUGGUUUGGGGACUUUGUAAAAGCAUAAGAAGGAUCCAGCCAGCCACAAGACUUCUUGAUCUAAAUCAACCAAGAACGGAUGGAUAGGUUAACUUAUGCAAGCAGAAGGCUGCUCUGAUCAGGACGAAUGGAUGGAAACUAUUCUGGUCAAGUUAUGCGUACCAGAUGGGACUGAAGCCUUAAUUUUUCACUGCAUUUUUAAAACAUAUACUGAAAAGGAGCUGACAUCAGCGUCCGUUUUUGUUUUAUUGUGGAACCUUCACUGCUUGCGCAAUAAUGGCGCAAUAAAAUUUGACGACUCACCUAUCUUGGUUCUUAUGCACGUUCUUGCUUUAUUGCUCACUCUGAGCCCGACAACCUUAUUUUAGUACUUCUUGCCCAACACGGUGGCGAGACGCAGCGACUCCGGCGUGAAGCUGCCACAACCCUUU